UUUUAAAAUUAUAGAUGGAAAUAAACUAUUCAUCCAUUGCGUGCGACUUAAAUGUAGAAUUUGAGGCAGCAAUAUAAAGCCCCAGCCAAGUACAAAUUGUACUCUAUAUUCACGGUCUCGGCUGCUAAUUUAUUUUUUUGUAAGUGGCUUUGGAGCGAAAGGACGACCCGUCCAGCCCAUGGAGCCACAGCUUGAAUCUGCAACGAGUCGUGUGUCCGUCGCAGCCCAGCAUGUAGGAGAAUGCAGUCAGGAGGGGUGGAGUUCACAGCUUCUACUUCUCAAACGCUGCUGCGAAAGAAGAGCUCAUUCUCUGCCUGGUAAACAGCGGAGUUGUUGGCACUGAUGCGUCCUGGCACGUGAUCCCACUUUCGUCAAAUCCAUUGCCUUGCUGCUGCAGCCUCCCAUUAAACUUCCCAUGCUGUUGCCCGUCCAGUGGACCGCACUGGGGGUUCAUCCGGACCGUAUCCGCUCCCGCUCGCUCGCCCGCUGCGCUGCGGCUCUCCGUGGUCGGCUCUCCACGUUCCGAGGGACUCACGGGGCUCAGUGAGCUGGCCCGUUUCCUGCACACAUGGAGGGAGACGUCAUGGACAAAGUGGAGGCCACGGCGACGGUCUGUGACUUCGAUCCCGACAGUGGGAGCAUCCCGGCCACCAAAGUGGAGAUCACCGUGUCCUGCAGAAAUCUUUUGGACCGAGACACUUUCUCCAAAUCCGACCCAUUGGUGGUGUUGUACACGCAGGGCGUCGAGUCCAAGCAAUGGAGGGAGUUUGGGAGAACAGAGGUGAUAGACAACACGCUGAACCCGGACUUUGUCAGGAAGUACAUCCUGGACUACUUCUUUGAGGAGAAGCAGAACCUGCGCUUCGACGUGUAUGAUAUUGAUUCUAAAAGUCCAGAUCUAGCAAAGCAUCCAACCGACUUCAACGACUUCCUGGGACAGGUCUACUGCACACUGGGAGAGAUUGUGGGAUCGCCCGCCAGUCGCCUGGAGAAACCUCUAGGCGGCAUUCCUGGGAAGAAAUGCGGGACCAUCAUCUUGUCUGCUGAGGAGCUGGGAAACUGCAGAGAUUAUGCCACCAUGCAAUUCUCUGCCAACAAACUAGAUAAAAAGGACUUCUUCGGAAAGUCGGACCCCUUCAUGGUCUUCUACAGAAGCAACGAGGAUGGCACGUUCACCAUCUGCCACAAGACUGAAGUGGUGAAGAACACGCUGAACCCUGUGUGGCAGCCCUUCUCCAUCCCGGUUAGAGGGCUCUGCAACGGAGACUACGACAGGACAAUUAAAGUGGAGGUGUAUGACUGGGACAGAGACGGGAGCCACGAUUUCAUCGGUGAAUUCACCACCAGAUAUAAAGACCUAUGUCGAGGCCUGAACCAGAUCAACGUAUACGAGGUGGUGAAUGCCAAGAAGAAAGUAAAGAAAAAGAGAUACAUCAACUCUGGGACGGUGUCCUUGUUGUCGUGCAGCGUGGAGUCAGAGCACACCUUCCUGGAUUACAUCAAAGGAGGGACUCAGAUUCACUUCACAGUGGCCAUUGAUUUCACCGCAUCAAACGGAAAUCCGUCACAAUCCACUUCACUGCACUACAUGAACCCGUACCAGAUGAAUGCCUAUGCCAUGGCCCUGAAGGCCGUGGGAGAGAUCAUCCAGGACUAUGACAGUGAUAAGAUGUUCCCUGCCCUGGGAUUCGGUGCUAAGCUGCCCCCUGAUGGGAGGGUCUCCCAUGAGUUCCCUCUGAACGGCAACGUUGAGAACCCGUUCUGCAACGGGAUGGAGGGGAUUCUGGAAGCUUACCAUCAAAGCCUUAAAACGGUUCAGCUGUAUGGACCGACCAACUUUUCUCCCGUUGUUAAUCAUGUGGCCAGGUAUGCAGCAGCAGUGCAGGACGGAUCUCAGUACUUUGUUCUGCUCAUCAUUACUGAUGGCGUCAUAUCAGACAUGGCUCAGACCAAGGAGGCUAUAGUGAAUGCAGCUAAACUCCCCAUGUCUAUCAUCAUUGUUGGAGUUGGCCAAGCCGAGUUUGAUGCCAUGGUUGAGCUGGAUGGGGACGACAUCCGGAUUUCCUCCCGGGGGAAGUUGGCUGAGAGAGAUAUUGUUCAGUUUGUCCCGUUCAGAGACUACAUGGAUCGCACAGGCAACCACGUGCUGAGCAUGGCGCGUCUGGCUAAAGACGUACUGGCAGAGAUCCCCGAGCAGCUCAUCUCCUCCAUGAAGAGCAGAGGCAUCAAGCCCAACGCCGUGCCCCCGGUUCACUCGCCUGGAGAACAACUCCAGACCAAUCUCGUUUGAGCACCAAAAGCAGCUCGGGGUCGAGGUAGGGCAGCGUCGUGGUGGAAGGGGCCGGCCUUCACAACCAUCCUUUGGAAGAAGCUUUCGAGGCCCUUAGAAUAUUAAUUUUCUGAACAAUUAAGGUGAUGGGACUCCAUAUUUCUUUGGAGAAGCACAGCGGCUUUUGUCGAACCUGCUGAAGAUCAGGAGGUCUUUAUCUUUGCAAGUGCUUGAGGAUGAGGAGGCUGAGAAGAGGAUGGGGUGGAAGGAGGGUUUAAGUGAGGAUGUAAUGGAUAGCAAGUAAACUUAUAGAGAGAGCCUGUUUGGAGGCAUACAUGUAUUAGAAUGUGCCAGUGUGUAUCAUGUUUGUGAUACCUUUUGGAAUCGGUGUGCGGUGAAGUAGGAAAUCAUAGGUAGACUAAUUCAUUUACUUAUUUAUUGCAGAAAUGAUUAAUUAUUUUUAAAGGGUGGGGGGUCCGAUUAAAGUCCUUUUCUCCCUGUACUUUUCCAUUUUAUGUUUUAAGACGAGUGUAUUAAAAGAAAUCCCCAUUUCUACUUCGUUAAGGUCUGGAAUAUAACCGCAUGUGAUAAAGCCUAUUCUGCAGUUAAUGAAUUGUUUUCACUGAUAGAUAAUUUUAAUUGCAAGCAGUUAUGUAGAGGUCCUGCUGUCAGCUGUCUCAGCACGAUGUCUUUUACCUAGUUCUAGUUUCCAUAGAAGCAGAAUGCACUGAUUACUCGCAUAUCAAAAAGCACAAAGGUUGUAACGUUAAAAACAAAGAUCAUUCUGAUGACACCAACAUAUAACACAAUAAAAACUAAUGGAAAGGACCCAAUGCUUUCAGCGCAGCUUUUACGCCUCGCAUUAUUUUAAACGGAAUGAAAGUCAAAUAAUGUUUAUAAAGAAAAUUACUAUUCUGCUAUAUUAAAAUGAACCUAUACUAUCACAAAAAUCGUAUGUUUACAGAAAAAAAGAUGAAUAAUUCAAAGCGCAGACUUGUUUGUUUGCAGAGAGGUAAAUUAUUAGUCAUGCUGCCAUGUCUCAUUUGUCAUCUCGCUGUUUGUGUUUCUUUCCAUUAUAUUUGUUUUGGUUUCGGUUUAUUGUCUGGAAAUUUGCUCUGUACAUAAAGAACCCUACAAAUUCAUUUUUGAACGACUCAUUUCAAAGAAUACCGACUUCCAUUUCUCCUCCAAUAUUUCUUUACUUUUUACGCCAGAAUGAAAACUGAACGAUCACAAUUCUCGCAGUAAGAUAUUUGGGUGUUGAAUUUUUUUCAAAUGAAUGUCCCGGAUGCCAUUGUUUUACACUUAUCCACACUGUUUCAUUUUGCCACAAUCAUUGGAAUACGUUUCUAAUACGUUUCUAAUACCUAAGAUGCAAUAUCACAAUUUUUUUUCAAUUUGACUCAAGACAGCUGCCCAUAUGUUCACCUUUGUUUUCCACAUUCAUUUUUUGCUACUCUGUACACUAGUCAGUUAACGCCACUGUGGCCAAUUUGGCCAUUAUUUCCAUUAGCAUCCGUCACUCAAUAUCUCGAUCCAAAUGUGCCUAUUGUAUGGAAACAUAUCCAAAUUCACUUACCCAGGUGUUACUCUGCCAGCAGCAGCAGAUCUCAUGUUCAUGGUGUAAACACAGAAAAUGUUGGUGACAAUAAAACCGUUGCAAGGUUAGAGGACUUUUUAUACUUGCAGCUCUUCACUAAUUGUCUUGAAAUAAUGAUAAUUAACAGUGUCACUGAGCCUUGUAUAAUAUUCAAAGUCAUGACUUGUUUACAACUUAAUUGUGGCUGCAGGAUUAACAGCAAACAUUCAUUUAGAAAUGAGUUUAAUUUUGAAUUCGCUGUGCAUUAUUCACUCUCAUUCUGUACUUAAAGGAUGUUCCAUUGAACAACACAGUCUAAACUAACAUUCAAUACGUAGCCUAGAUUUCGCUUUGUUAUAAUUUUGUGCUAAUGCAAUUCCUGUUGCUUUACAAUCUUUGUCAACCGCAUAAUGUUGACUCCCAUAGCUUUAGUGUUAUUAGAUAGAAGAUACAGUGUGACGAUAUUGCACAAACUCAGUUCGGAAUCAGUGAACUCCUUCUGUCGGAGGCCCAGAUCCGUAUUUGGCUUUAUUUUUCUCCCUUUUUUAAUUUUUAAUUUUUGAUUUGUGAUGACAUUCAUUCCUCGGACGACAAAGCAAUGUUUAACCUGCUGCCAAAUCCACGCGUUCAUCAGAAAUGAAUUGAGGCCAUUUUCAUCACAUAACACUACUAAAUACCAGAAUACCUCUACAAAAAGCCAUUCAAGCCAAAAGGAAAUCAUAUAUACGCAUUGAUUACAAUUGUUAUGAAAUAUCUAUUCAUUAAUUAUAGUGACUUACUCACACAUCUGAUAUAUUUAAUUACUGCAAGUAAUCACAAGCUGAAAGACAACUAGGGAAUGUUGGCCAGGUUAUUUAGCAGGCAUGUGUUUAGCAUCAGCGUGCAGCUCAUGUAUGAGACUGAACAGGAAGUUGGGGUUAAAUGUUAUUUGCACUUUUUACACAUGUUUCAUGUGAUUAAUACAGCAAUGGGGCUUUUUUUGGGCCGACCUACUAAGAAAUAAUAAAAAGCUACACCUUUCAUUUUUCUCUGAGGUUUCCCCAAAGCAGAUACCAUAAACUUCAACCCUCAGUAGUAAACACAAAAUUAAUUUAAAAAAAGGGAGCACAGCAAUUACACUUAUGCAAUUAUGAAACAUUAAGUUAUUAUGAAAUAUAUUUUUCUGUCUUUCCAAGAAUAUAUCUAACUAUCUUUUCUUGUUGGGAAUGGCUUUGAUCAUCUCCAUUAGAGUUUUCUCUGAGGCUAAAUUCUAAUUAUGUACAUAAGACCCAUAUAAGAAUAUUCAGUGCCAAAAGUUGUUGAACUUGGCCUCUUUAGACAAUGUGCAUGUUUGUGCCAAAAUGCUUAGAGGUUUGGUAGUCUACCUUCAUUUCAUUUGAUUAGUGCAUCCGCCAUGUGCUACGUUUGUUGUUUGGGGAGUAAUUUAGAGAUUUCAGUCACCUCGCAUGUUGCACCUCUGGUUUUCUUCCCUCUCUGUUCCUAUGAGACGCAUUCUCACCACUACUCCUGUUCUACCCCAGGUUGUUUACAUACCUCGUUUGGUCUCUGAAUUGCAUGCUGAACUAUUUCCAAACCAGGUGUUGGACAUGAUAUGGUCGUCAUACUGUGUUUUGUGACAUUCUUUGUAAUGGAUUGCCUUAACUGAAGAUUAAUAAAAUAUUGACAACUUUGGCA
This is a messenger RNA of Gasterosteus aculeatus aculeatus (three-spined stickleback), 5522 nucleotides long. RefSeq names its product copine Va (gene cpne5a). NCBI's taxonomy places the organism in Eukaryota, Metazoa, Chordata, Actinopteri, Perciformes, Gasterosteidae. Gene Ontology annotation, cellular component: plasma membrane. The record is from RefSeq and is a predicted model, not a curated record. Gene Ontology annotation, molecular function: calcium-dependent phospholipid binding. Gene Ontology annotation, biological process: cellular response to calcium ion.